AUUUACCCUGAAGUCCCUCCACUUCAGUCACAAGCAUUCAGGAUGUCAAGAACACCUGUCAUAUUUCUUCUCUUCAGUCUGUCCGGGGCAGCUGACGCCCUGUACAAGCAGUGGAUCCCGGACACUAACUACGGAAACAAGACCAACUGGGACAAAGGGUCAGUGCCUUGCGGUAAUGACAUAGUGAAGUUCUUGGCCCAGAGGAACAUUUCAGUGUAUGUUAAGACAGUUCACUCUAUCCAGGAAAUGUGGUUACCGGUGAAUGGGGAGUUCAUCCUGCCCUCAGGGGGAGGCUUCACCGUCAAUAGCGGCGGUGAACCUGGUUGCGGAGCGGGCGUCACCACCCAGUUUAAAGAUGCUGAGUCUCUGCAGUGGUUUGACCCUGAACUGUGGAAGGCGGCCGCUUCUUUAGACGACUUGGAGAAAGGUCGCUUUCUGUUCUCGGUUCAUGAAGAGAGCGUUCCCUGCCAGAACGACGAUGUAGUGUUCCGCGAUGGCACCACUUUCCGCGUGGACACCACCUCCAACAAGCUGAUCGUCCCCGUCCAGAGUGUUACUGUGCUCAGCAAGAAGUUCAGCCGCAGCUCUGAGUUCAGCCAGUACCUGGGGUCGCAUUCAGGCCAGAUGCAGUUUCACGGCUCUUCUGCCCCCAGUGUUGGGGCUGCAACCUGUGAAGACGCCUCAGGCUGCAACUGUGGGAACUCUGUGAAUCACGACAGGAUCUGCAGCAAAGUCAAAUGCGCUCCUAUGAGCUGUAAGAAGCCGCUGUACCCCACUGGACACUGCUGCGAUGUGUGCGGCGCCAUCGUCACCGUCCAGUAUACGUUGGGCUUCAACCUGGAGUCUUAUCGGAACAGACUGCAGCAUCUCUUCCUUAGUCUGGCCUCCUAUCGGUCCAUCCACCUGGGCAUGUCCAAGGUGCUCAAAUCCCAGUUGUUCCUCGGGGUGAUUCCACGUGCAUCCGUCGCUGUGAUCCAGAUCGUGCUUCUGGAUGGUGAGUCCGGUGAGCUGGCAGAGGCCCUGGCUCGUGACAUACUCAAUGACGUCCAAGACCAAGGCUCGAACCUGGGCAUAUCCGGGGCUGAAUUUCAGGCCUCCUCCGGGGCCAGCAGCGGUGACGGUGGGAAGGGAAACGCAGGAGUGGUCGUGGGUGCAGUGAUAGGAGUCAUAGUAUUGGUCGCUGGAAUCCUCGUCCUGGCUGUCCUCUACCGUAGAGGCAUUGUGAAAAUCCCGACGAUGCCCACCAUUUCUGUUCCUUCUCUAAGCAGCCUGAGGCAAAGCAAGCAGGAGAUUGGUGAGUUUACAGACCACGGCUUUGAAAACCCUAUAUUUGAUCAACCAGUUGUAAUGCCGGAAGUACCAGGGAUCUAUGGGAGUGAAGCCAUGAACUCCAUUGCUCUGAAAUCUUCAGGUGUGUAUUUUACCAACCCCGCGUUUGAUGAAAAUGAGACCUCAGUAGAUUUCACAGUCUGAGACUUAAACCACAUAGUAUCAGUUUUGUCAGAAGUUACCAGGUCCCAAUGGAAAUGUUCCUUUAUAUAACCCUCCAAGUCAAAAGUACAUGAUGAAACUCUGAAUGCUUUACCGCUCACCUUUUUACCCAGAAGAUGAUGACAAUUUGUUUUUGAAUAUUAUAUACAUCAGUAAGGAUAAUGUAGCUAGUCUAACCAAUGGUAAUGUUAAGCAAGCUAAUUAACUAACCGCAAUAGAAAUGUUAGCAAACAUGUAAAGCUAGCUUAGACCUACUCAGUUGAAGAAUUGUUUCUACUUCAAAAGCAUUUUAACACAAAAAUGUCAGCCUAACCAUUUCAAUCAGUUUCCUAUUUCCAACAAGCUAGUGAAGCCAGCAUGUGUCAUGGUAUCUGGCUG
This is a messenger RNA of Esox lucius (northern pike), 1869 nucleotides long. It is a transcript of the gene amn, whose product is annotated as amnion associated transmembrane protein. Gene Ontology annotation, biological process: intracellular protein localization; receptor-mediated endocytosis. The record is from RefSeq and is a predicted model, not a curated record. Gene Ontology annotation, cellular component: endocytic vesicle; apical plasma membrane. The coding region runs from base 43 to 1473 and encodes 476 amino acids. NCBI's taxonomy places the organism in Eukaryota, Metazoa, Chordata, Actinopteri, Esociformes, Esocidae. The transcript has a single exon.